UGCAUCCACCAAGAGCUCAGGAUGAGACCAGACCAGCCCGGCACCAUGUCUCGGUUCCUGGAUUUGAACGAGUUUGGAGAAGCGGCUCGAUACCUCCGACUCACCAACCUGGAGCAGCUGGCGGCCAAAGCCCAGGCCUUUGACGGUACGAAGCGUAUCUGGAUGCCUGAUGAUGUCGAAGCGUACAUCGAGGUGGAGGUCAGGGAGCCGAACGGGGAUAAGACCACCGUGGAGACCAAGGAUGGACGGUUUCUGAUCGUCAAAGAGGAAGACCUGCAGCCGAUGAACCCUCCCAAGUUUGACAUGAUGGAGGACAUGGCCAUGCUGACCCACCUGAACGAGGCCUCAGUCCUCUUCAACCUGAGGCGCAGAUACAGCAUGUGGAUGAUCUAUACCUACUCCGGUCUCUUCUGUGUGACGGUGAACCCGUACAAGUGGCUCCCCGUCUACUCCCCUGAGGUGGUGGCGGCCUAUAAAGGACGCCGUCGUUUGGACACACCCCCUCACAUCUACGCCAUCGCUGACAACGCCUACACCGACCUGCUGCAGAAUCGUGAGAACCAGUCCAUGCUGAUCACCGGAGAGUCAGGAGCCGGAAAAACUGUCAACACCAAGAGAGUGAUUCAGUACUUCGCCAUCGUCGCUGCUCUGGGGGAGAACGUGAAGAAGGGGGGGAAUUUAGAGGAUCAGAUCAUCGAGGCCAAUCCCGCCAUGGAGGCCUUCGGCAACGCCAAGACCAUCCGCAACGACAACUCGUCUCGCUUCGGGAAGUUCAUCAGGAUUCACUUUGGGCCGACAGGAAGGCUGGCGUCCGCUGACAUCGACAUCUAUCUUCUAGAAAAGUCCAGAGUCGUGUUCCAGCAGCCCGGGGAGAGGAGCUACCACAUCUACUACCAGAUCAUGUCCAAUCACAAGCCAGAGCUGCAAGACAUGCUGCUGGUGAGCACCAACCCCUACGAUUACCACUUCUGCUCUCAGGGGGACACCAAGGUGGCGGGGAUCAACGACGGAGAGGAGCUGAAGCUCACAGACCACGCCAUGGACACGCUGGGCUUCACCCAGGAGGAGAAGUACGGCUGCUAUAAGAUCGUCGGAGCCAUCAUGCACUUUGGGAACAUGAAGUUCAAGAAGAAGCAGAGAGAGGAGCAGGCUGAGGCUGACGGCACUGAGAGUGCCGAUAAGGCCGCGUACCUGAUGGGUAUUAACUCUGCUGAGCUGAUGAAGGGUCUGCUGAACCCACGGGUCAAAGUGGGGAAUGAGUUGAUAGUGAAAGGACAGACUGUGGAGCAGGUGAACUACGCCGUGGCAGCUCUGGCCAAAGCCACGUAUGACCGCAUGUUUAAGUGGCUGGUGGGUCGCAUCAACUCGUCUCUGUACACCGCUCUGCCUCGCCAAUACUUCAUCGGAGUCCUGGACAUCGCCGGCUUUGAGAUCUUUGAGUUUAAUAACUUUGAGCAGCUCUGCAUCAACUUCACCAACGAGAAGCUGCAGCAGUACUUCAACCACCACAUGUUCAUCCUGGAGCAGGAGGAGUACAAGACCGAGGGCAUCGAGUGGACCUUCAUAGACUUUGGUUUGGACCUUCAGUCCUGCAUCAACCUCAUCGAGAGGCCCAUGGGUAUUCUGUCCAUCCUGGAGGAGGAGUGUAUGUUCCCCAAGGCCACGGACCAAAGCUUCAAAACCAAACUCUACGACAACCAUCUGGGGAAGUCGCCGAACUUCCAGAGACCUCGACCGGACAAGAAGCGCAAAUAUGAGACUCACUUUGAGGUGGUUCACUACGCUGGAGUGGUUCCGUACAACAUCACAGGCUGGCUGGAUAAGAACAGAGAUCCUCUGAACGAGACGGUGGUGACUCUGUUCCAGAAAUCCCCCAACAAACUGAUGGCUGGACUGUUUGAGAACUACAUCAGCUCUGAGAUGGCUGCUGAUCCAAAGUCUGAGAACAGACAGAGGAAGAGGAAAGCAGCUUCGUUCCAGACCGUGUCUCAGUUACACAAGGAGAAUCUCAACAAGCUGAUGGCUAACCUGCGCAGCACUCAGCCUCACUUUGUCCGCUGCAUCAUCCCCAACGAGACCAAGAACCCAGGUGUGAUGGACCCCUUCAUGGUCCUCCACCAGCUGAGGUGUAACGGAGUCCUGGAGGGGAUCAGGAUUUGCAGGAAGGGCUUUCCCAAUCGUAUCUUCUACGCUGAGUUCAAGCAACGUUAUCGUAUCCUGAAUCCUAACGCCAUCCCCGAGGGCUCGUUUGUGGACAGCAGGAAGGCUGUGGAGAAGCUGCUGGGCUCUCUGGACAUAGACCACACCCAGUACAAGUUCGGACACACUAAGGUGUUCUUUAAAGCCGGUCUGUUGGGUCUGCUGGAGGACAUGAGGGACGCCCGGCUGUCUCAGAUCCUCACCAUCGUCCAGGCCAUGUCCCGAGGGAAGCUGAUGAGGAUGGAGCGACAGAAGAUGAUGCUGCACAGAGAUGCUGUAAUGGUGAUCCAGUUCGACCUCAGAUCCUUCUUCUCCGUGAGGACGUGGCCAUGGAUGAUGCUGUUCUAUAAGCUCCGCCCCCUGCUGAGGAGCGCUCAGGUGGAGAAGGAGCUGGCUGCUCUUCAAGAGGAGUUCAAGAAGCUGAAAGAAGCCUUCGACAGGUCAGAGGUGAAGCGUCUGGAGGCGGAGGAGCGGCAGGUGGUUCUGGUUCAGGAGAAGAAUGAUCUGACUCUGCAGGUUCAGGCUGAGCAGGACAACCUGACAGAUGCAGAGGAUCGCUGCAACCAGCUGAUUCAGUCUAAGAUCUCUCUGGAGUCCAAGCUGAAGGAGAUGCAGGAGCGUCUGGAGGACGAGGAGGAGGUGAGCGCCACCCUGACGUCCAAGAAGCGUCAGCUGGAUGACGAGGUGGUCGCCUUGAAGAAGGACGUGGACGAUCUGGAGAUUACUCUGGCCAAAGUGGAGAAGGAGAGACACGGAGUGGAGAACAAGGUGAAGAACUUGUCUCAGGAGAUGUGUGCUCUGGAUGAAUCCAUCGCCGCUCUCACCAGAGAGAAGGGAGCUCUGCAGGAAGCUCACCAGCAGGCGCUGAACGACCUGCAGGCUCAGGCGGACAAAGUCAACAUGCUGGCCAAGGCCAAGACUCGGCUGGAGCAGCAAGUGGACAACGUGGAGAGCUCCCUGGAGCUGGAGAAGAAGCUGCGUGUGGAUCUGGAACGGACCAAGCGUAAGCUGGAGGGGGAUCUGAAGCUGUCCGUGGACUCGGUGAAGGACCUGGAGAACCAGAAGGAAGGGCUGGAGGAGAGACUGAAAAAGAAAGACUUUGAGCUGGGUCAGGUCCAGUCCAAGAUGGAGGACGAGCAGAGCGUGAACACUCAGAUUCAGAAGAAGAUGAAGGAGCUUCAGACUCGUAUCGAGGAGCUGGAGGAGGCGCUGGAGGCGGAGCGAGCGUGGCGGACUAAAGCUGAACGCCAGAGGAACGACAUCGCCAGAGAGCUGGAGGACCUCGGAGAGAAACUGGAGGAGGCGGGAGGAGCUUCAGCUGCUCAGAUCGCUCUCAACAGGAAGCGGGAGGCCGACUUCUUGAAGCUACGCCGGGAGCUGGAGGAGGCGGGGCUUCACCACGAGGCGACGGCCGCCACUCUGAGGAAGAAGCACUCGGACGCGGUGACGGAGCUCAGCGAGCAGAUCGACGCUCUGCAGAGAGCCAAGCAGAAACUGGAGAAGGAGAAGGCCGAGUUCAGACUGGAGGCCGAAGACCUGACCUCCAACAUGGAGCAUCUGUCCAGGACCAAGGGAGCUAUGGAGAAGAUGUGCAGGGUCUUUGAGGACCAGCUGAAUGAGAGCAGGGGUAGAGCGGACGAGCUGCAGAGACAGCUGACGGAGGUUUCUGCACAGAAAGCCAGAGCUGUGACAGAGACAGCCGAGUACAGCCGUCGUCUGGAGGAGCGUGACGCCAUGAUCAGUCAGCUGCAGCGCUCCAAGGCCGGGGUUUCCCAAAACUUUGACGACCUGAAGAGGCAGCUGGAGGAGGAGAGCAAAGCUCGUGUGUCGCUGGCUCACGCCGUGCACUCGUCCCGUCACGACUGCAGUCUGCUGAAGGAGCAGCUGGAGGAGGAGCAGGAGGGGAGGGCCGAGCUGCAGAGGGCGCUGUCCAAAGCCAACAGCCAGGUGGUUCAGUGGAGAACCAAGUACGAGACGGACGCCGUGCUGAGGAUCGAGGAGCUGGAGGACGCAAAGAAGAAGCUGGUGGUGAAGCUUCAGACCUCAGAGGAAGCUGUGGAGUCGUCUCAUGCCAAGUGUUCAUCUCUGGAGAAAACCAAACUGGGUCUGCAGACGGAGAUCGAAGACCUGGUGGUUGAGCUGGAGCGCUCCAACUCUGCGGCUCUGGCUCUGGAUAAGAAGCAACGCAACUUUGACAAGAUCUUGGGCGACUGGAAGCUGAAGUUUGAGGAGAGUCAGACGGACCUGGAGGCGUCACAGAGAGAGUCCCGCAAUCUGAGCACCGAGCUCUUUAAACUGAAGAACUCCUACGAAGAGGCUCUGGACCAGCUGGAGACCAUCAGACGAGAGAACAAGAACCUGCAGGAUGAGAUCCUGGACCUGACGGAUCAGAUCAGUCUUGGGGGGAAGACCAUCUACGAGCUGGAGAGAACCAGGAAGAUCCUGGACGUAGAGAAGAGCGACAUCAGAGCCGCUCUAGAGGAAGCUGAGGGGACUCUGGAGCACGAGGAGACCAAGACCCUGAGGUUUCAGGUGGACCUGCAGCAGAUGAGGACCGAGAUCGAGCGCAAGAUCUCAGAGAAAGACGAAGAGAUUGAAAACCUCAGGCGGAGCAACCAGCGCUCCCUGGAGACCAUGCAGGCCAAUUUGGAGGCGGAGGUCCGAAGCCGCAGCGAGGCGGUUCGUCUGAGGAAGAAGAUGGAGUCCGACCUGAACGAGAUGGAGAUCCAGCUGGGACACGCCAACAAGCAGGCGGCAGAGAACCAGAGGCUCAUCAGACACCUUCAGACACAGGUCAAAGAGCAGCAGGUGGACCUGGAAGAUAAAGUCCACUUAACCAAUCAGCUGAGAGAACAGAUCGUCCUGCUGGAGCGGCGUUGUUCCCUGAUGACGGCCGAGGAAGAGGAGCUGCGCGGCGUCCUGGAACAAACCGACCGCAUCCGCAAGAUGGCCGAACACGAGCUGGUGGAGGUGUCUGAGAAAGCCAACCUGCUCUCCACUCAGAACGCCGGUCUGGUGAACAACAAGAGGAAGCUGGAGGCCGACGUGUCUCUGCUGAGCGGAGAGGUGGACGAGGCCGUGCUGGAGAGUCGCAGCGCCGAGGAGAAAGCCAAGAAGGCCAUCACUGAUGCGGCUCUGAUGGCCGAGGAGCUGAAGAAGGAGCAGGACAGCAGCAACAUGCUGGAGAGGAUGAAGAAGAACAUGAUAUCUACGGUUAAAGAGCUCCAGGUGAAACUGGACGAGACGGAGCAGAUGGCGCUGAAGGGAGGGAAGAAGCAGCUUUAUAAACUGGAGACGAAGGUGAGGGAGCUGCACACGGAGCUGAUGGUGGAGCAGAAGAAGAGCGAGGAGUAUCAGAAAGGCGUGCGACGCUACGAGAGGAGAUGCAAAGAGAUGAUGUACCAGACCGAGGAGGACCGGAAGACUCUGCUCAGGAUGCAGGACCUCGUGGAGAAACUGCAGACCAAAGUGAAGGGCUACAAGAGACAGGCUGAGACCGCCGAGGAGCAGGUGAGCUGCACCUCGGUGCGAUUCAGGAAAGUGCAACACGAGCUGGACGACGCCGAGGAGAGAGCCGACAUCGCCGAGACCACCGUGAACAAGCUGCGGAUCAGAACCAAAGAACAGACCAGCAAGGUCGCCUUGAUCGCUGAGUGAAUCUCUGCAGCCUCCCAGACUCCAGCUGUGUUUCUGCCGUGUGUGUGAAGAGUGUGGUGUGUGUGUGUGUGUGUGUGCGUGUGUUUGUGUGUGUGUGUGUGUGUGUCUGUGUGUGUGUGUGUGUGUGUGUGUGUGUGUGUUUGACUGUCUAACCAUGGAAAUAUGUUUCUAUAGACCUCCACUGUGAAGGAUAGUGAGCUGGUUGGUACAGGAAGUGUUGAGGGCAGAGAGUUGUCUGAGUGAAGCCUGAUUUAAGGCCCCUAGGUGUUGAUGUGGAUUAGUUGUAGUCUGUUUGGUGAAUUGUUAAGUGACAUGGAGGGGAUUUGUCAGUGUGGAAGGAUGUGGCUAUUUCCUGGAAGCAGAACUCCAGACCUGCUGCUUACGAAAACUAGAAAAGUUUCAGAAUAAAAUAUUGUUUUGCUGCUUCAUUAUUCAUGUUGAGUGAAAACUUUGUUCUUGUUGUUAAAAAGUAAAAGUUCAUGCAUGUAGAGUUGUGAUUAAAGCACCCCUCAGUAACUCUUAUGUUUAUUUAUGUUACAUAGAGAUAAACCUGUUGCAGGUUUUAGAGUUUAAAGGUUGUAGUUUUUGGUUUAUGGAACUUCAGCUGUGUGGUUGAGUCCCUCUGGCUCUCACUGUCCUUCAUAAGCAUGCGCUAACAUGUUAGCUACGUCAUCAGCUAACGAUCCACCAGAGCUGAAUAUUUGACCGUCAGUGGUUAAUGAAGUGUUUAGAAGUUUUUUGUUUGUGAAAUGUUUGACUUUCUAAAGUUGAAUCGUAGAAAACAAAGGUCAGAGUUUGAUUCUGUAAAGAGAGAACGCCUGGCGGCAGACGAAGAAGACCUUUAGCGCCAGACCGCUGGAAGUUUGACUGAAAAUCAAGCUAGCCCUCCAGCAAAAGUUUUUCCUCUUCGUGUUUCUUUUUCACAAGUUUUUAAAAGUUAAGAGACUUUUUGAGUUUCAUAUCAUAACCUGCAAAGUUUGUAAUAACUUCAGAUAUUUUAAAUCAAGAAUUUUGUGCUUGGUAGAUCUUAAAGAUGGCUAACGUAGCUCUGCUAUGUCUGCAGCAUGUACUGAAGUGUAAACAAGCCUCUAACGUGACGGAGGAGGAGGAUACAGAAGAACCUUCAACUUGCAUUAACUCCUCCACCACUGUUUCCAGGUCUUCUGCCCCCUAGUGGUCAGAUAUGAUGCUCACAGUGAGACGUUUAAAAGUGUAAAAGUGUUCAGGCUGUUUGAUGUUGAUGUGUGAGAUUUAACUGAGUUUAAUGUUUGAGUAGAAUCUAAAGUGUAGUAAGAAGUGAUUAAUAAUAAUAAAUACCUCCUGGUGUUGA
Messenger RNA from Notolabrus celidotus (New Zealand spotty), 7186 nucleotides. Its product is annotated as myosin-7B-like. The record is from RefSeq and is a predicted model, not a curated record. Gene Ontology annotation, molecular function: ATP binding; cytoskeletal motor activity; actin filament binding. Bases 22 to 5856 code for a protein of 1944 amino acids. Gene Ontology annotation, cellular component: myosin complex. The transcript has 46 exons. NCBI's taxonomy places the organism in Eukaryota, Metazoa, Chordata, Actinopteri, Labriformes, Labridae.